Artibeus jamaicensis (Jamaican fruit-eating bat) is the source of this 1234-nucleotide messenger RNA. It is a transcript of the gene CINP, whose product is annotated as cyclin dependent kinase 2 interacting protein. The record is from RefSeq and is a predicted model, not a curated record. Lineage: Eukaryota; Metazoa; Chordata; Mammalia; Chiroptera; Phyllostomidae. The transcript has 5 exons. The coding region runs from base 99 to 701 and encodes 200 amino acids.
AGCCACAAGUGGCGGCGGGUGGGGCGAGCCGGAAGUGACGUAUUCCGCGCGACGUGGGCGGGGCUUCGGGUCUUUUUCCGGGGAGAUCAGCCGCUCGCAUGGAAGCAAAGACCCUGGGAAGUGCAACGCCCAGAAAGCCUGUCUUAUCUGUCAGCGCGAGAAAAAUUAAGGACAAUGCAGCUGAUUGGCAUAAUUUAAUCCUGAAAUGGGAAACCCUCAAUGAUGCAGGCUUUGCUAUUGCAAAUAAUAUCGCCAACACGAAAAUCAGUUUAUUGAGUAAAGACGAGGCCGAGCUGGAGAGCGGCAGCCCGGCCUGCGACGGAAAUGCAGAGCGGAGGCCGCCAGGGUACAGCGCGGAGCUCGAGGCGCUGUGCGAGGAGCUGCAGGCCACCGUGGCCGGUUUGACAAAAAUACAGGUGAAAAUGGAAAAGCUGUCUUCAACUACCAAGGGGAUCUGCGAACUGGAGAAGUACCACUACGGGGAGGACGGCAGAGGGGCCCCCCUGUUCCACACGUGGCCCACGGCCCGCUUCUGGGGACUGGCAUGUUGCAGACGAGGUUGCCCAGCAGCUCUCGGCCAUGUACCAGGAGGAGCUCCUCCUGAAGCGCACCAUCGUCGGGGAGCUGGCGCACACCGCCGACCGCGGCCUCGCCCUGACCUACCUGUCCCUGUGGCUGCACCAGCCCUGCGUGCGGAGUGACAGCAAGCUGCUUCUGGAAAGCAUGCUGCUGGAAACCGGGCACCGAGCUCUGUGACCUCCCACCACGGCUGCACGUGGGAUUUCCAAGCGCCCCCCCCCCCCCCCGCACGGCAGGCUUCUGCAGCCCCUGCUCGGACCAUCCUGCAGGUGCGACCCACGCCCGUAUCCCAGCGCCACGCCCAGGCUUCGGAACGGCCACCCGCCCACCUUCUAGGGUCUUCCAGACGGGACCGUUUCACCAGCUCCCCACGGCCUCUCCAGACACACUCGUUAACUGGUCACUCAGUGUCAUCUGUCCCUGUUGUGAACCUGUCACCCGGUUUUGUAAAUCAGGUGUAUUUUAUGUGGAUCACAUUUGUACAGCGAGUCCCUGGUCUAGUAUUUAUACUUUAUACUUGUCUGUACUGUUUGAAUUUAGGGGCUAUAUUAGUUUUGUAAUUACAGCUGAUGUUUAAAAUACCACAGGGUGACCUGGGCAUCGAUGGCAUCAUGGAAAAGAACAUCCUCUAUAAAAAAGUGCAUGUCUGCCACCA